GGAAGAAGGAAAGCGAAAAGCAUGGAGUUUGGACAAUCAGCCCAGAGAUAAUUGAGAACUGUAUCCAAAUUAGAUGAAGUAUGAGAAGGAGUGAGCUGAUAAACGCCUCUCUAACUCCAGCAUUCCUGACCGACUCGGAAGCACGUACACCAGAUUGGGAUUCCCUUCUCCCCACAAGUAGUCACAGGUACAAAGGCUUAAGAAUUCUUCCGACCCGCGCCGUGAAGAGGGAAACUCAGCCUUCCCAGCAGCUGCACCGCAAAAGUAACUCCCGGCCGUCCGAGACCCUCCUCGUGCGGCCGGGGACCCCCAAACGACUGCCCCUCUCUUCAGACCGAGCGGCGCCUGCCGGGGUCCCCUCUCCCCAGGCCGGGCAAGGGCAGGUGGAGCUGAGCCCCGGCGAGGAGGACCCGCCCGCUGUUGAGGCCCUCCGCGCCCUCCCGGCCCCCGCCCGGCCCCUGGCUCUGGGACCCGCGCCGCCCACGCCGUGCCCGGGCCCGACGCCCCGCGAGGGUCUCCACGAGCCCCAACCCGGCCCCCGCCCCCACCUCGGCGGAACCCGCGAGCCCCAGUCAGCCGCGGGGGCCGCCGCCGUACCGCCCAGACGCUGGCUACCUGUCUUCACUCUUGUUUUUCUGCUUCUUCCCCAUCGCGUGUCAGCGGCGCUCGUGGUCCUAGCCCGUUUAUCCGGUCUGUCGCGGACCCACCGCGCCCCGGCCGACUCUGGCGUCCGCUCAGCUCCGUCCCCCCCGCGCUGCCGCCUCUCGCACCCGGCUCUCCACAGACCCGCGCACUGGGACAGGGCACAUAUGGUGUGGGCCCCCAGUGCGCACGCGCGUCGCCCCGCCGCCUCGGCGUGGGGACGCAGCGCGCGGCUCAUCGAGAGGGGCGCUCGGGGUAGAGCGUCUCCAGUCGGCCGCCGGCCCGGCAGGAGCCCGCGCGCCCCCUGUCAGCGGCCGCCUCGAGGCAGCCGGGUUCUAGAACCCGGGGCAGACAAUGAGGCUGUCAGUUCCGUGUCAGCCCUCGCCCCUCGGGGAAAGCCACCUAGAGACCGGCACUCGGUUCAGAGGAGGAAUUUGGGCCUCCCUUCAACCUUUCACCCUCCACGAAGGGGCCGAGCAUGGGCUCUGGGUGUUCCCGAGGGAGAUACGAAAAUCCAGCCCCAAACUGGGACCGCUCCCUAGCGCCCACUGGUUACGAAGUGUGCACAGUCACUAAAGAAAUCACGAGGCGAGGGCAUGCCCAGCAGUUACCCCCUAGGGAGGUUUCGGUCUUCACAUUCAGAGCACGUUCUCGACAAUUCGAGUGGUAGGGAAGUCACGAAGGACCCUUCCGUGUCCUGAUCUGGGCGGCGGCACCACCUCGCGCCGCGCUAAGUGAUGCCUCCACUGCUUAAUAAAUGGGAAGGAAACGAACUCUUGAGCAAGAAGGAGGCUUCGUUAUUUCUGAUGUACUCCUAUAGUCAGUACUUGAGCAGAGCCGAAGGUCGGACACUCAGAGCUGCGCACCGAGCAGGUACGAGGCCCAGCGACGGGGUCUCUCGCCCGCGGGCCCAUCAGCGGAACAGAGGCGAAGCGCCGCAACCCCUGGCUCGGGGGGACGCGCACGCGCAGAAGCGCCCUCCGCCCGCCCGGCCGCCUCGGACGUCGCGGGUUGUAUCGCGAGAGGACCGCAACCAAUGACGGGGUGGGGGCGGUGGCCGAUUUGCUACCCCACCUUCUGCGAGGCUGAGGCCGGGCAGCGACGCCUUCCCGGGGCUGCUGUUUGUUCACCUCCCAAGCUUCACCGGGCGCUCAGUUUUCGCAGAAUUAAAUUCUGGGCUCAUCCUGUAAAACUCCAGAGGUGAGCGUGCGCCAGGCCCCGAGUAAGAACAGGUCCUGAUGUGCAAAUCAAUGUCUUAAUACCCGGUUUUCUGACUUCACCCGCUGCAGCCCCGAGCACCGCAAGUGACGGACAUUUUUCU
This is a messenger RNA of Choloepus didactylus (southern two-toed sloth), 1963 nucleotides long. RefSeq names its product thioredoxin domain containing 9 (gene TXNDC9). The coding region runs from base 81 to 1184 and encodes 367 amino acids. Gene Ontology annotation, biological process: microtubule cytoskeleton organization. The transcript has 2 exons. Gene Ontology annotation, cellular component: cytoplasm. The record is from RefSeq and is a predicted model, not a curated record. NCBI's taxonomy places the organism in Eukaryota, Metazoa, Chordata, Mammalia, Pilosa, Megalonychidae.